This is a messenger RNA of Sphenostylis stenocarpa, 255 nucleotides long. NCBI's taxonomy places the organism in Eukaryota, Viridiplantae, Streptophyta, Magnoliopsida, Fabales, Fabaceae. The record is from the annotation of a GenBank genome assembly.
AUGAGCAGCGACACUAAAGCCAACAGCGGUAACAACAACGUUGGAGGAAGAUUCAGGUCCAAGGUCAAUUACUAUCUCCAUAGUGGUGACAAGAAGCAUGUUUUUGUUGGUUUAACUCUCAUCACCGCUGUCUUUACCAUCCCAUGGUUCCUUAUGAGCCGAGGUAGUAAACACCAGUCUCACCAAGAUUACUUGGAAAAAGCUGAUAAAGCAAGGAGCCAAAGACUUUCAUCCAGUUCUGCAUCUGCUAAAUGA